Messenger RNA from Linum tenue, 744 nucleotides. The record is from the annotation of a GenBank genome assembly. Lineage: Eukaryota; Viridiplantae; Streptophyta; Magnoliopsida; Malpighiales; Linaceae.
AUGGAGGAUCGGGCUAAGAUCUGCGAGCUCUGCGCAGGAGCGCCGGACGUUUACUGCAACUCCGACGACGCCUUCCUCUGCUUCAACUGCGACGCCAGAGUUCACCAAGCCAACUUCCUCGUCUCCCGCCACCUCCGCCUCCUGCUCUGCCGGACCUGCCGCUGCCUCACCCAGAACUCCGUUUUCGGACCCAGAUCCCUUCCCUACUGCGCCUCCUGCUCCUCGUCGGAGGUGGAGAGCGUUUCUUCGGAGCAAGAGAUGGACUCGAUCUCCUGCUGCUCGUCCUCCAACCCUUCCGAAUCGGGGAGUUCCACUGCGAAAUUCCCCGUCCGCUGCGACGUGACGGUGGACCAGCGGCAGGGGCCGAGGAGCAACAACGCGCCGCCGAGAUCUGGAGCCUGCGAGGGGAAGAUCGGGGACGUUUUCGCGAAUUGGUGUAGGAAGGUGGGUGUGGAGGCGGAUCUGGUGGAGCCGAGGGCGGUCCAGGCGAUGGGAUUGUUGAGCGCGGGGCGGAUCGGGAGGGUGCUGCCGCUGCGGCUGAGCUUGGCGGCGGCGUUUUGGUUUGGAGCGCGGCUGAGCGGGGACAGGUCGCGGCAGAGCCUGCGGAGAUUGGCGCACGUGUCGGGGGUCCCGGCGGAGCUGAUCGUCAGCGUGGAGGCGAAGCUUGAGCAGGGGUUCAAAGGCCGUGGAAGAUCACGGCGGCGACCGGAGCCGGAGGAAGGUUGGGCGGAGUCGGUUGUUUGA